Molecule: messenger RNA, 2234 nt
Organism: Paramacrobiotus metropolitanus
Lineage: Eukaryota; Metazoa; Tardigrada; Eutardigrada; Parachela; Macrobiotidae
Product: retinoic acid receptor RXR-alpha-B-like
Biological process (GO): cell differentiation; cellular response to ecdysone; positive regulation of transcription by RNA polymerase II
Cellular component (GO): activator ecdysone receptor complex; nucleus
Molecular function (GO): nuclear steroid receptor activity; zinc ion binding; RNA polymerase II cis-regulatory region sequence-specific DNA binding
Source: RefSeq, a predicted model, not a curated record
GAUCCACAUUAGAUAAACAUGUAUACACUGGCCAGACAGUCACACACAUCACACACACAACCGUAAAAACCUCCAAACGCUGUCGCUCCAUUUUGCUGCCAUUCUUCUCUACUCUCGAAUGUGUUUUUAUCGGCCCAUCAGCGUACCUGUGUGCAUUGGCACCAAUUUCCGAAUAGUGCCCGGUAUUGUGGCAAUUAGCCGCCUCGUAAAACCCUGCUGAUAAUCUUAUCCUUGUAAAUUCGCGGUGGGCACGCGUCUGUUCACCCACGGUUUGAUCGCUGCGGUUAGUGCUCCCUAUGAAUAAUUUCUCCCCCUUCCCCUUGGAGACCCCCGCCUUCCCCACGCCCCCGCCGUAUCCCGCGCGCACCGCCCCGCCGCUGCACCAUUCACCCAUCAGCUCGUCGGAUAGCGACCGGGCCGAUGAUGGGGAGGAUCUGUUGAGACGGUUGAGUAGUGGUGAUUUAUUUGUGCCCAGUCAGCUGCUGCCGCCAGUCCUACCGCCCUCGUCGUCGCCAUCGUCACACGUUAUGCAACACCAACCCCCGGGUCAGGGCACCAGCGCUGCGCCACCCCCGUCGUCGGCAGCCACGUCCUCCGGUGGUACGACCAGUCCCACGGGACCGGGCAGUAAUCAGGGAUUUCCACCGCAUCAUCCGCUAUCCAUGUCCAAACAUUUGUGCGCCAUCUGUGGGGACCGGGCGUCCGGGAAACAUUACGGCGUCUACAGCUGCGAAGGAUGCAAGGGCUUCUUCAAGCGGACAGUGCGGAAGGAGCUAACGUACGCGUGCCGCGAAGAUCGCAACUGUCUGGUGGACAAACGCCAGCGGAACCGCUGUCAGUACUGCCGCUAUGAGAAAUGCCUGCAGAUGGGCAUGCGACGUGAAGCCGUCCAAGAGGAACGCCAGCGUUCCAAGGCAGCGCGCGCCGGCAGCGCCCUGCACAUGAGCAGUACGGCCAGCAACGACAGCGAGUCGGAGCGGGCCACCAGCGCCACCCCGACGGUGAACCCCUGGAGCAGCAGCAGCGCAUCAGGGGCGGACUUCAGUGUGGACAAACUGCUGGCCGCCGACUCCAUCAUGCUGGGCUCCUUCCUGCACGAGCAGGAGGGCGCGCAGGUGCGCCCGCUGGAUCUGGCGCUGCUGACGGCCACCCUGCACCAGCCGGAAGCCAACCGCCAGCUGGUGGAGGUCUGCGAGCGGGAGCUGCACCAGGCCGCGCAGUAUGCGCGCAUGUGCCCGCUCAUCGGCGAGAUGCCGCUCAGCGACCAGGUGGCCCUCAUCAAAUGCGGCUGGAAUGAGCUGCAUCUGUCGGCGAUGGGUGCGCGUGCUGUAUUUGCCGGUGUUGCUCACGGACUGGUCCUGUCCACCGGGAUGUGUAUUACGCCCAGUCAGGCGCAUUUAUUCGGGCUCAGUGGUCUCAUUGAGCGAAUGUCCAGUGAACUGAUCGCCAAGAUGUCCGAACUCCGCGUGGACAACUACGAGUUGGCGUGCCUGCGCGGGAUUAUCCUUUUCAAUCCAGACGCCAAAGGCCUGUCCAAUGCGGACCGCAUCGAAGCCUGCCGGGAGCUGCUAUACAGCGCCCUGGAAGAGCACUGCCAGCAGCACCACCCCACCGACCUGUCGCGCUUCGCCAAGCUCCUCCUCCGCCUGCCGUCCCUGCGCAGUAUCGGUCUCAAGUGCCUGGAGCCGCUCUUCUUCUCCCAACUCUUUCCCACCCUCCCCUUCGACACCUUCCUCUACAAGCUCAUCCAGUCCCCCACGCGCGAUCUCCGCCAGAUCGCCCUGGAAGUGGAGACCGACGAGUACCACAAACGCCUGCGCACGCCCCUGGCCACGCCCAGCCCCAUGAACAGUCUGACGGCGGAGUUCUUCGCGGCCUUCGGGAACCCGCCGGGCAGCGCGGGGAGUGCCGCCAGUGGCGCGAUUACCCCGGUGUCGCCCCCCGAUGCCGGGGGGUUCGGGUACGGGGCGGGCGGGUUUAUUAAGCAGGAGCAGAACCAUCCCUACUAGUCGCCACCCAGGGGGCAGGGGAUAAUGAGCGGGGGAAUAUUUGUAUGCAGAAUUACGCACGAAAUCCUGUUUGUACAGAGCGAAUUAUUUUUCUUUGUCUCGGCUGGUUUUUGUUUUUUGGUUAACUUUGUUCGGACACUGGCUGGGAUUUCUAUGCAGCGGCGGUGAAGGUUUUAUUAACAACCAUGUAUACAAGCAAUAAAAACAGAUCGUUCGGUGCGUUGA